Messenger RNA from Hylaeus volcanicus, 2112 nucleotides. Its product is annotated as sodium-coupled monocarboxylate transporter 2-like. The record is from RefSeq and is a predicted model, not a curated record. Bases 202 to 1992 code for a protein of 596 amino acids. Gene Ontology annotation, molecular function: symporter activity. Gene Ontology annotation, cellular component: membrane. Lineage: Eukaryota; Metazoa; Arthropoda; Insecta; Hymenoptera; Colletidae. Gene Ontology annotation, biological process: transmembrane transport; sodium ion transport. The transcript is spliced from 9 exons.
AUGUAGAUCUCAUCGGGUACUUUUCCAAGCAUUAACGAAAUCAUUGUAUCUUUCUGAUAAGAUUAAAUAUGAUCGAUGCAUAGGAAAAGUAUAAAAAUUUCUGGAAUUAGUAGUUAAAGUAUUUGGGACUGUCGGUUCGAAGUCGCGAUUGAAACAGUGAUUCGGUAGCAUCGCGUCAGAGAGGAACAGAAACUUGGCAUAAUGGCAGAGAAUGAAACGACAGCGGAAAUCCUCGAACAAGGAUUGAGGCAUCUGACAUUCGGAUGGACCGAUUACACCUUGUUUAUCGGCCUCUUAGGCAUCAGCGUCUUGAUAGGAAUUUAUUUCGGCUGUUUCAGCAAGAAACAGGAUAACACCACCGAGUACUUGCUCGGAGGGAAAAUGAUGUCCUGUUUCCCGGUUGGCAUGAGUCUGGUCGCAAGUCACGUAUCGGCGGUCUCUUUGCUCGCCGUACCUGUCGAAGUCUAUCAGUAUGGUACACAGUACGCUGCCUGCAUUUUUACAUCUUUCAUAUCGUGCGGUCUCAUUUCCCUUAUCUAUUUGCCCGUGUUUUAUCAACUUCAAUUGACCAGCACUUUCGAAUACUUGGAGAUGAGAUUCACGAGGCCGGUUCGAACCUUCACCUCGUUCCUCUACACCCUAUCGUUGGUGAUUUACAUCCCUUUGAUCAUUUACGUGCCGGCGUUGGCUUUCUCGCAGGCAACAUCGAUCAAUCUGCACCUGAUCACGCCGAUAAUCUGCACCGUGUGCAUAUUCUAUACGACCAUAGGUGGCUUGAAAGCUGUCGUAUGGGCGGAUACUGUUCAAAUGACCGUAACAGUGGGUAGCCUCUUCGCCGUGCUCAUCUUGGGUAUCGUAUCCGUGGGCGGUGUAACCGAAAUUUGGAAGAAAGCAGAGGAGGGGAGCAGAAUCGUGUUUUGGAACAUGGAUCCCAGCCUGGACAUUAGAAACUCGUUUUGGGGUAUGUCGGUGGGAAUGACGGUAACAUGGAUAUCAGGAUUGGGUAUAAACCAGGUCUCUAUGCAAAGAUUUUUGGCGGUGCCCAAUAUCAGGGAGGCUCACAAAACGAUCGGGUUCAUGGCGGUGUGUCUGAUCAUCAUAAAGUGGAUAUCGGUCUUCACCGGGCUCAUAAUGUUUGCCAGGUACCAUAAGUGCGACCCCAUAAGUACGCACGUAAUCUCGAGGAGCGACCAAUUACUUCCGUAUUACGUGCUGGACGUUGCCGCGAAUAUUCCAGGACUUCCCGGCCUCUUUCUGGCCGGUCUCGUCAGCGCCGGUCUCUCGGCAAUGAGCGCUGCUUUGAACACGGUCGCUGGCACAAUUUACGAGGAUUUCAUCGAUCCAUGGCUGCCGGAGAACAACAAUAAAGAGACCAGGGCGGCGAACAUCAUGAAAGUUACGGUGGUCGUGGUGGGAUUGAUAUGCAUAUCGUUGGUUUUCGUCGUGGAUCGGUUAGGCGAUAUCUUUCAAGUCUCUGUAACUCUCCAUGGGAUCACGCAUGGAGCGAUGCUGGGCAUCUUUUCCCUGGGUAUGUUGGUACCUUGGGCAACCUCGAAAGGUGUGAUAGCUGGCGGAUUGGCUUCCAUGGUGCUGAUGACUUGCAUCAUCGGUGGCGCUCAAGUGAACGUGGCUCAGAAACGAUUGAUUUAUCCGCCGCUUCCGAUCUCGAACGAUCAGUGUCCGAACGUAUACGACCAGUUUAAUCAAACGAUGAGCAAUUACACUAUUUCCAGUUCACCGACCGACGAAGACAAGCCUUUCGUUCUCUUUACUCUAUCGUUCAUGUACUAUACUCUCACCGGUUUUUUGAUAGCAAUGGUGGUGGGUACGCUGACCAGUUUCCUAUUCGGCGCGCAUGACUUGAAGGACGUCAACAGAGAUCACUUUCCACCGAUCAUUCAGAGAUUUUUACCACCGAAAGAGUAUAGCGAGGUACCGAUGUAUUCGAUCCCAACGAAGCUGGUGACGGAAAAAGAGAAGACGAGUACGUGACACGGACGCGGCGCGCAUGACUUCCUCCUUUACCCCUGACAUUGUGUUCAAUUGUACUGUUAAGAACGAAUCGAGGGAGGAUUAACUUGUACGUUAGAAGUAAACGAUGUUUGUAAAACA